UAACUUUAGAGUCUCAGAUGACAUUUGUUCAGUGUAUAAAGCCAACUGUAGUUGAGCUUUAGCAUCACUGUUACAUCUGUGGAUUCUCGUGUAAAUAUUUUAAAUAAACCUUGGCUGUUUAGACUCCCUGAUUCUGAGAAAGCAGAGUGUGUUAAAAAAAAUGGAUGCAAUAUUCAGCUGCAGGCUGGAGGAUAUGGAAGAUUAUUAUAGCUUGCUGGGAUGUGAUGAAUUAUCUACAGUUGAACAAAUUGUUGCAGAGUUUAAAGUUAAAGCACUUGAAUGUCAUCCCGACAAGCAUCCCGGAAACCCUCAGGCUGUGGAGAAUUUUCAGAAGUUACAACAUGCAAAAGAGAUUCUUUCUAAUGAAGACAGCCGAGCCCGUUAUGAUUACUGGCGAAGGAGCAAAAUUGCUAUCCCAUUCCAGCAGUGGGAAGCCCUGAGCAACUCAAUGAAAACAUCAAUGCAUUGGGCUGUCAGAGAUAAAAAAGAGCCAAUGUUGGAUGCUCCCGAUUCAAAUCGUAACGACAAGAUGGCUGAUAAUUUUUCACUGAAGACAGAAAUCAACGGGGAUGAUUUAUUCAAUGAUAGAAAGGAAAUGGAGGAUUUUCAAAUCUUUGAUGGGAAACCGUUGUCACCAAAAAGCCCAGAUUCGCCAGAUCCAAAUUGCUGGCACUUGCGCUUCCGUUGGUCAGGUGACACUCCAUCUGAACUUCUGCGGAAGUUUAGAAAUUAUGAAAUAUGAAGCAGAACAUCAAAUAUGUAUGAAGGAUGAAACGUGUUGAAUGUGGUUUUCACUGUUUCAAUAUUUUUGUAUAUGUUUAUCAUAGAGUGGCUGCUUAUUUGUAUUUAUGUCCCUUCAUAUAUAUAUAUACUUUAUGUUAGGGUGGUACCUACUCUGCAAAUGUUUCAAAAGAGCUGCUUCAGAACGUGUGUGCAACGUAUGUAAGGAAACCAUGCAGCUGUCCAUCUUUUUUCAGGUGAACUAGAGCAGGGGUCACCAACCUUUCGGACUUCAGGGACCACUAAAUUCAUGAUUUUAAAUCCCGCGGAUCACUAAUAUGAUCUGCCUAAUGACCAGCUGUGUGGGUGUGGCUAGGUGGUCAUGUGACUCAGUGGGCGUGGCCAACUAGAUGUCACUCGCGUCAAGAGCUGCCUCGUCAGCCUCUACUUGCCCCUCCCCUCCCCUCCCAGCCACUCCUCGCCAGCCUCUACUUGCCCCUCCCCUCCCAGCCACUCCUCGCCACCUGGGCUCCUUAGGGCCCCAACAGGAAGCAGUUGUUGGAGCUAAGCAGCCACCAUGAGAAAGAGUUGGCAAAACAGCUGGCUCAGUUCAAAUUGGAUCUGAUCAAGAAGGAGGCUCAGCAGAAGCACCUCACUGAGGACUAGGAGCAUAGGCUUUCCAAGCAGAGGAAAGACCUGUGGGAGUGCAAGGCCAGGUACCAGCACCUGGAGGCUCAGCGGGCUGAGAUGGUCAGCCAGUUCCAGGCCAUGAUGCAGUCCCACUGGAACAAGGCCCUCUUCUCUUUGCCACCAGCGGCACUUCCCUCCAGCCUUCGCCCAAAGCCCUGCAUCAGGAGGCUGAAGCACACCCCAAGUCAGAAUUUCUCCCCCCCCUCUGACCUGCACAAAAAGACCCCAGAGGGGGAGACUCUCUGCAGCAACACAAACAUUCAUUGCACAUAUCUGUCUCAGGGGCUGUAGUCUGAGAACCCCUGAUUUAGUGCAAUAUAAAAAAUGCAAAUAAUUUUUCUGUGGACCAUCAAAAUUUUCUUGUGGACCACCAGUGAUCCAUGGACCACCAGUUGGUGAUCUCUGAACUAGAGAAAAUAUGUAGCUCUUUUAAAACUUGCAUGUAGAAUUGGGUUCUUAAAGUAGCAGCAGCAUUUUUCAAGCUCGGAUGUAUGCCUGAAGGGGGGGAAAAAAGCAGGCUGCUGUAAUGAAUAGCAGAGAGGUGCUGGGUUUAUGCAAAGUUUGAAGCACCGCUUCUGAACAAUUUUUGAAAUGUGUGUGGCUUCAGAAAUAUGUAUAACUUGUGCAGUUAUGUAUAGUAUUUUAAAUUUUGUACAGUAAUAUUAUUCUUAUAUAAAUUAUAAUGUGAAACAUUGUAGUUUCUGAACUAGAUUCAUUCAUUGCAUGGAUAAUAUGUCGGUGCAUUUAGUCCUGUUUUCAAAACUGUAUCCUUAACAAAAUUUGUUUCCUAUAAUUGUAGAACCAUUAAGAAAAUUAUCUGCUGUCACCUUAACAUUCUUUAUUUCUAAUUUCUAUUUCCAGCUAUAUUCCAUCCUAUAGAAAUGAAUUCACAGAUUUUAGCCCUUCAGGUCUGUCAUUCCCAUUCGUAUUAUGUCUCUUUUUAUUUGUCUUGCUAUAUCCUGUUGCUUGCGAAACCUUCCAAAUGAUAUUGGUAAUACUAUCUCCAUAUCCCUCUUCAAAGUCCACCUUUUCUAAGAAACAUUUCAUCUAAUUCUUUACAUCCUUCACCCCAGCAAAAUCGUAUACUUACCUUGCUGUUCUUAAUAUCCAGGGUCAAAAUACACACCAUGUUAGAGUUACACGUAUUUUUACUGCACGUAAAAAUAGCUACAAGCUUGAGGUUCUCCACUGCUAAUCAGGACUUUGCCACACGAAAUACUGUAUUACAGAAUAAUAAAGUUGGAAAGGACCUUGGAGGACUUCUAAUCCACUCCCUGCUCAAACAGGAGCUCUCCUAUACCAUUUCAGACAAAUGGCUGUUUAAUCUCUUCUUAAAAACUUCCAGUGAUGGACACCCACAAUUUAUGAAAAUGGAAAUUAAAAUGAAUGGAAUGUAAUGAAAAUGGCCUGAAUUUCCUGCACCUCAUGGUGAUUUUAAUAAAAAGAUAAUUAUGCUGACAUAUUUUCAGAUAUUUUCUUUUCUUCUGUCCCUUGGUUCUCUCACUGCCAGCAUUUAGUAAAUAAUAAAUGAAUGUGACUUGCCUUUUUUUUUUUUAAAUGAUACCUUGUAAAUAUUAUGUAUUUGGAUGUCACUAAUAUCAUAGAAACAAAAGUACAUCCCACUUCAGAAACUGAAGAAUUACUAAUCUUGUACAGUAUCAACUCUUAAGGUGAAGUUUAUGUUUCAGUUAAAUGUAUUUUAUUCUUUAUUCUUCCAUUGAUGUUCAUGUUGUAUAUUGUUCAGAAUUCAAUAAACUGGUUGUUCAAAUUA
Molecule: messenger RNA, 3181 nt
Organism: Pantherophis guttatus
Lineage: Eukaryota; Metazoa; Chordata; Lepidosauria; Squamata; Colubridae
Gene: DNAJC12
Product: DnaJ heat shock protein family (Hsp40) member C12
Cellular component (GO): cytoplasm
Source: RefSeq, a predicted model, not a curated record